Emys orbicularis (European pond turtle) is the source of this 3742-nucleotide messenger RNA. It is a transcript of the gene PHKA1, whose product is annotated as phosphorylase kinase regulatory subunit alpha 1. Gene Ontology annotation, biological process: glycogen metabolic process. Gene Ontology annotation, cellular component: phosphorylase kinase complex. The record is from RefSeq and is a predicted model, not a curated record. Gene Ontology annotation, molecular function: calmodulin binding. NCBI's taxonomy places the organism in Eukaryota, Metazoa, Chordata, Testudines, Emydidae.
GCUGCCAGGCUACAGCUCACCGGCGCCUCUCUCGCGCCUGGGGCAGUGGUGUGUUGCUUGUAAUUGCUGGCAAGUUUGACGCUCCUGGCCAGUGAGGUCUGAGACCCCCUUCGACCAGGCCAUGAGGAGCAGGAGUAACUCCGGGGUGAGGCUGGAUGGCUAUGCCAGGCUGCUGCAGCAGACCAUCCUCUGUCACCAGGACCCGGUGACAGGAUUGCUCCCAGCCAGCUGUGAUCACAAAGAUGCCUGGGUCCGGGAUAACGUCUACAGUGUGCUGUCCGUGUGGGGCCUGGGCUUGGCGUACCGCAAAAAUGCAGACCGUGAUGAGGACAAGGCAAAGGCAUACGAGCUGGAGCAGAGUGUAGUGAAACUGAUGAGGGGAUUGCUGCAGUGCAUGAUGAGACAGGUGGAUAAGGUGGAAGCAUUCAAGCACAGCCAGAGCCCGAAGGACUGUUUCCAUGCCAAGUACAACACCCACACCUGUGCCACUGUGGUUGGAGAUGACCAGUGGGCGUUAGACGCCACAUCAAUUUACCUGCUCAUGUUGGCACAAAUGACAGCCUCUGGGCUUCACGUUAUCUACAGUCUGGAUGAAGUCAAUUUCAUACAGAACGUUGUGUUUUACAUCGAAGCAGCGUAUAAAACUGCAGACUUCGGGAUAUGGGAACGUGGAGACAAGACAAACCAAGGAAUCACGGAGCUGAACGUGAGCUCAAUCGGCAUGGCUAAGGCAGCCCUCGAAGCCCUGGAUGAACUUGAUCUCUUUGGUGCCAAAGGAGGCCCUCAGUCAGUGAUCCAUGUCCUGACAGACGAGGUGCAGCAUUGCCAGUCUAUUCUCCAUUCCAUGCUGCCAAGGGCUUCGACUUCCAAGGAGAUUGAUGCCAGCCUCCUCUCAGUCAUCUCGUACCCCGCCUUUGCCGUGGAGGACAGUGAGCUGGUGGAGAUAACGAAGCAAGAAAUCAUUACAAAGCUGCAGGGGCGUUAUGGCUGCUGCCGGUUUCUCCGAGAUGGGUACAGGACCCCUAGAGAGGAUCCAAAUCGCCUCUAUUACGAGCCUGCUGAGCUGAAGCUCUUUGAGAACAUUGAGUGCGAGUGGCCUUUGUUCUGGACCUACUUCAUUAUCGACGGGAUCUUCAGCGGCAACGUAGAGCAGGUCCAGGAGUACAGGGAGGCCCUUGAAGGCGUGCUCAUCAAGGGGAAGAAUGGAGUUCGCCUGGUGCCGGAGCUGUAUAGUGUCCCUCCCAAUAAGGUGGAUGAGGAGUAUGUGAAUCCCCACACUGUUGACCGAGUCCCUAUGGGCAAGCUGCCCCACAUGUGGGGCCAGUCUCUCUACAUCUUGGGGUGCCUGAUGGCAGAGGGAUUUCUGGCUCCAGGUGAAAUUGAUCCCCUGAAUCGUAGAUUUGCUACUGUCCCAAAGCCGGAUGUGGUAGUCCAAGUGUGCAUCCUAGCCGAGACAGACGGCAUCAAGGCCAUCCUGAAGAAGCAGGGCAUCGAGGUGGAGACAGUGGCUGACGUCUACCCCAUCAGAGUGCAGCCGGCCCGGAUCCUCAGCCACAUCUAUGCUAGAUUAGGUCGCAAUAAGCGAAUGAACCUGAGUGGACGACCCUUCCGGUACAUGGGAGUCCUGGGCACAUCCAAGCUCUACGACAUCAGAAAGAACAUCUUCACCUUUACACCCCAGUUCAUCGAUCAGCAGCAGUUCUACUUGGCCCUGGACAACAAGAUGAUCGUGGAGAUGCUGCGGACAGACCUCUCCUACCUGUGCAGCCGCUGGAGGAUGACUGGACGGCCGACAAUCACCUUCCCCAUCUCGCAAACCAUGCUUGAUGAAACUGGAACCAGCAUCCACCCGACGGUACUGGCAAUGCUGAGGAAGCUGCAGGACGGGUAUUUUGGUGGGGCGAGGACCCAAACGGGUAAGUUGUCUGAGUUCCUGACAACUUCGUGUUGCACACACCUCAGCUUCAUGGAUCCCGGGCCAGAGGGUAAGCUCUAUGCUGAUGAUUACGGGCUCAGCAUUGACAGCUACAGUGAGCUCAAUCCCGAGGAGUGGCUGCAUGGCUUUCAAUUAGCGGAUGAUGCUGACGUUUGUGAUGAAGUGGCUCAGUAUUUAGAUCACCUUUUGGAGCACACAGCUCCCAAGGCUGCCCAGAAGGGAGGGCUGCAUCGCUUCCGAGCCGCAGUGCACACCACUCGUGACCUCAUGUCCCUGGUGUCCCAGGCCAAAGAGCUGCACGUACAGAAUGUCAACAUGUACAUCCCGUCCAAGCUGUUCCAGGCCUCCCAGCCUUCAGUGCACUUGCUGGGCUCCACCCACACACCCGAACAGGACAGCCAGAUUCCCUCGCUCCACACCAUGGUAAAUCUCCCUCGAGACAAGGCUGGAAACGUGGACUGCAAGGCCCUGGUGGAUCAGCUGCGAGAGUGCCCCACCCUACAGGAGCAGGCUGACCUUCUUUACAUGCUUCACACCCUCAAGGGGCUUGACUGGGACACGGAGAUCGAUGGUCAACCUGGUGCUACGGUCAAGGACCUCCUCACUGAGCUAUAUGUCAACGUGGGAGCUACCCAACAGUGGGCCCUGAUCCGCUACAUCUCCGGGAUCUUGAAAAAGAAGGUGGAAGCUCUCGAUGAGGCCUGCACUGACCUCCUGUCUCAUCAGAAGCACUUGACAGUGGGGCUGCCUCCAGAGCCUCGGGAGAAGACGAUCUCUGCCCCUGUCCCGUAUGAGGAACUCACCCACCUGAUUGACGAAGCCAGUGAGAAGAACAUGAGCGUCUCGAUCCUGACUCAGGAAAUCAUGGUCUAUCUGGCCAUGUACAUGCGUACCCAGCCCGCCCUCUUUGCUGAGAUGUUCCGCCUUCGCAUUGGGCUCAUCAUCCAGGUGAUGGCAACGGAGCUGGCACACUCCUUGCACUGCUCAGCUGAAGAAGCCACCGAGAGCUUGAUGAACCUCAGUCCUUCAGAUAUGAAGAGUCUUCUACACCACAUUCUCUCUGGCAAGGAGUUCGGAGUGGAGAAGAGCGUGCGUUCUGUUAAUUCAGCCCUAACCCCCGCUAUUUCCAUCCGCGAGGUUGGCGCCGUCGGAGCGACUAAAACAGAGCGAGCUGGGAUAGUGAAGCUAAAGAGUGAGAUCAAACAGAGUUCUGGACGCUCCAUCUUGCCUGCUGGGGGAUCCUUCACUAGCAUGCUGGAAGAUCAGGUCUCCAGAGACGGCCGCCAUGGCCAGUGGCAGCGGAGAAGGCGGCUGGACGGAGCGCUCAACAGGGUCCCGGUGGGCUUCUACCAGAAGGUCUGGAAAAUCCUGCAGAAGUGCCAUGGCCUCUCUGUGGAGGGCUUUGUCCUUCCAGCCUCAACAACCAAAGAGAUGACUCCUGGGGAGAUCAAGUUUUCAGUCCAUGUGGAGUCCGUCUUGAACCGUGUCCCACAGCCAGAAUACAGGCAGCUCCUGGUAGAAGCCAUCCUUGUCCUGACCAUGCUGGCAGAUGUGGAAAUACACAGCAUUGGGGGCAUCAUUGCAGUGGAAAAGAUUGUGCACAUAGCAAAUGACUUAUUCUGUGAAGAACAGAAAGCACUGGGCGCUGAUGACAACAUGCUGGAGAAAGAUCCCGCCACAGGCAUCUGUACCUUGCUGUAUGACAGUGCCCCUAGUGGCAGGUUUGGCACCAUGACCUACCUCUCCAGAGCAGUGGCAACGUAUGUGGAGGAGUUCCUCCCCAGCAGUGGCUGUACCAUGCAAUAG